CGUAAAAGCACAAGAAGCGUAUUGUUGAAAGCAAACCCCUGAACGUGUCAUGGUUUGCAUUCUCGUAGCGCUGGUCCUUGUGGCCAGCGGUGUCUACAGCGUUGCUGCACUGUCCACCAUCCAACACAGUCCAGCGUUCAAUUUCCCUCAGGAUGGUGCUUCCCCAGCAAAUGACCUCACACGACAGGCCACUAAUGUGAGUAAUGGCAUUACCAGCGGUGUCCUUACCGGUGUCGUACCGUUGCCAACAGGUAUUCUACCGAACAUUGUUAACAACGCCGUACCUACAGGACAGACGUGCAUUUGUGUACCAACGGGCCGGUGUAAUACAACCGUCAUCGGUGGUACAUCGGAUGGUGCUGGCCAGUUAGAUGUCAGGAUUGUUUCCAACCCAAGUGCCAACACAGGGGUUACGAUUGGCGCAACAACCACAACAAUUACCGCAAAUAACAUCGCGUCUGUCAUUGCGGUUAAUAUCGUCUCACCGGCCAGCUGCCAGUCGGGGCUGGAGCGUUGCUGUCUGGCGGGCAGUUACCAGUGCGGUUUGCAGUAUCCGCCAGUUGCAAAUUCCCCGGCCGUUUCUGCCAACCAGGCUAGCUACGGGGAAUAUCCUUGGCAGGUGGUACUGCUUGGACCGGGAGACGUUUACGUUGGUUCCGGUGUGCUCAUUGAUAAUCUGCACGUUUUGACAGCGGCUCACAAAAUUUCGGACUACACUUCCGGCGGCCGAACGCUGAAGGUGCGUCUUGGCGAAUGGGAUGCAGCAACCACGUCCGAACCGUUACCCGUCCAGGAGUUCAACGUAGCCCGGUACUUUGUACAUCCGAGCUUCAAUUCGGCCAACCUUCGCAACGACAUUGCCAUUCUACGGCUGUCCGGGACAGUAGCGCUCGGCACUACGCCAACAAUUGCAACCGCCUGUCUGCCCGUUACGUCGUUCGUGGGUAGCCGGUGCUGGGUAUCCGGUUGGGGUAAAAAUGAUUUCGUCAGUGGCGCUUUUCAAUCGAUCCAGAAAGAGGUGGACGUACCGAUCGUAAGCUCGGAUAGCUGUCAAACGGCACUACGCACUACGCGUCUCGGUGGCAAUUUUGUGCUCGAUGCGACCAGCUUCAUCUGUGCCGGUGGUGAGCUGGGCAAGGAUGCGUGCACCGGAGACGGUGGAUCGCCGUUGGUGUGUGCGCUCAACGGACGCUGGUAUGUGGUGGGUUUGGUGGCGUGGGGUAUCGGUUGUGGUGCGAAUGGCAUACCGGGCGUGUACGUUAACGUAGCGUCCUACAUCACAUGGAUCACGAGCACGAUCGCGACCGUUUAA
Anopheles marshallii is the source of this 1312-nucleotide messenger RNA. RefSeq names its product phenoloxidase-activating factor 2. Gene Ontology annotation, biological process: proteolysis. Gene Ontology annotation, molecular function: serine-type endopeptidase activity. The transcript is spliced from 5 exons. The record is from RefSeq and is a predicted model, not a curated record. Lineage: Eukaryota; Metazoa; Arthropoda; Insecta; Diptera; Culicidae. The coding region runs from base 50 to 1312 and encodes 420 amino acids.